Molecule: messenger RNA, 3473 nt
Organism: Pangasianodon hypophthalmus (striped catfish)
Lineage: Eukaryota; Metazoa; Chordata; Actinopteri; Siluriformes; Pangasiidae
Product: 4-galactosyl-N-acetylglucosaminide 3-alpha-L-fucosyltransferase 9-like
Exons: 1
Coding region: 1649-2812 (387 amino acids)
Cellular component (GO): membrane
Molecular function (GO): alpha-(1->3)-fucosyltransferase activity
Source: RefSeq, a predicted model, not a curated record
AUGAUGUGCUAAAAAAAACUAUUUUAAUUUCUUUAAAUAAACAGUCUGCAUUACCAGUCUUGGUCAAUUAUUUUGUUGCUGUAAUAAGAUUUUUUCUGAACAGUAUCUAAAAAUGCUUAUAAAAAAUACAACAAAAUGACCAAAACAAGCCUCCAUAUUAUAACGAACUAUAAUUUCAGAUCUAACUGUUUAUGUUCCAAAGCAAAAGAUCUCAAAUAAACGACUUAAUAAUUUCAAUGAAAUUACUAUUUCGUGAGAACUACCCAGUUAGUGAUGUGUACUGGCGGUUUUACACCGUUUCACCUCUCACAGUAAGAAAUCCUAAGUCCCUUGCUCUUCAUGUGUUUUGUUCCAUGGACUAGAAGGAACAACGUUUCCACUGUUUAUAUGAAUAUUAAUGAGAGGACAGUAAAACUCACUGCCUUGAUAGAGCAUUGACAGAACAGGUUAUUCAGCAAAGCGCUUAUCCUAACACUGCUGUUCAAUCGUUUCUCCAGGAAGAGGUUCAAUAGAUUAUCUCAUCAAUUACAGGAUUUGAUUUACAAAUUCAAGUGAGUUUUUCUUUUAAUUCUGUUUCUAAUACAAAAGUCUAAAAGGCAUUUGUUGAGUGUUAUACUUAAAACUUUUCAAAAUGUGGGAAUCUGAUGAUUCGUUACUUAGGUUAGGUAAAAUAUGCAAUUGAUUUGUUUGAAAACAUAGUAACCUACUUUUAUUAAUAAACAAGUAAAAAUCUAAUCAUUAACAAUAUUGCAGCAGUUUCAAAGAUUGAAUAAACUUAUAAAAAUAAGUAUAACAGCAUAUUUGGUCAAACAGGACUUCAGUUUUAUCCAUAGAUGUGUGUGAUUGUGAACAGUGGGUAUUAGACCGCAAUGCUAGCUUCUUUUCAGUAAAGAGAUCCCUGUUCUUUUCCACCUGAUGUGAAACUGAGACUUACUAACAAUCGAAUAUAUUAGGGAUGUAACUGAAUACAAAUACGUUAUUCAGAAAGAACUGAUAAUGUGUUCUAAAUUAUAUAUAUAUAUGCGCCUUCAAAAACAAUUAAAUGAAAUGUUCCUACAUUUAAAAAUCCUAUAAAGAGCAGUAAACAGUAAUAAAUGAAACAAAGUCAGUAUUUAAUGUGACGAUCCUUCACUUUAAAUAAAUAAACAGUAUCUGAGGUGCAGUGUGUGCAGUUUUAUAAGGAAAUGAGCUGGAAGUGUUACUGAGCAUCUUGCAGAAGCAGCCACAGUUCUUCUGGAGACUUUGACUGUCGACUCGCUUCUUAUUUCUGCAGCGAAACCCAGCAGCCUUCAUCAUGUUUUUAUCUGAAAAGUGUCUCUUAUGGAAUCUGCUGCUUUCUUUACUGACAUACAGACAUUUUUCUGUAACGUUUCAUUUUGUGCUGGAAAACUAAUGUUUGGAAUCUAAAAUGUUUUUGUACUGAAUCAAUAAUGUAGAAGCCAGAAAAUAAACAUCUAUAACAAAGUUUGUAGUAAAAAAAAAAGAAGGAUUUUUGCACAGUGUUGUAUAUAUAUAGCAGAGUCAGCAAACUAUGUUCUAGGAAACAAGUCUCUAGUUGCUGAGGAAACUGGCGUGCUAUGUUGAUUAUUUAUCAUUUACAGAAGUUAAUGAAUUUUAUUUUUCGUCCUCUAAAGCAACCAAGACUUCAAUGGGAGGUUUUCAGCAUUUCCUGCUGUUGCAGGUUUUGCUUCUGGGAGUCACAGGAGUAUUCUACACUUACUACAAGCCAAACGCAAACUCGAUACCGUGCCAGGAGGUUGCAGUAUCCAAAUAUAAAUGCCCAGAUAAAUGCUCAGAUAAAUGCCACAAUGCUCUCAAAGGGAACUUUAUCACACGUUUAACCACCACCCUUAAACAACUAACACCAAUUACCAAACCAGUUGUCCUGGAAGAAAAUAAGGAAAAUCAUGACCUUGACACGGUCAUAUUAAUCUGGUCAUGGCCUUUUGGUUAUAAGUUUAAAGGAGAAUCCUGUAGUCCACUGUUUGGUAUUAAAGGUUGUCACUUUACAGAUGACAGAAGCCAGUAUGACAAAGCCCAUGGUGUUAUGUUUCAUCACAGAGAUAUCGGUGGUGAUUUACCAAACCUGCUAAACACACCACGACCUCCACACCAGAAGUGGGUAUGGAUGAACAUGGAGUCUCCUGAUAAUUCACAAAGAUGGACUGGGCUAGAUGGUUUAUUCAAUCUGACUGCAAAUUAUCGGAGAGAUUCAGAUGUCUGGGUGCCUUAUGGGAGAAUCACAGAAGCAUCUGAGAAGGACAAAACCUUUAACAUACCACCAAAGGAUAAAUUAGUGUGCUGGAUUGUCAGUAACUGGAACCCCAACUUUAGGAGAGUGAAAUAUUUUAACGAACUGAACAAACACAUAAAAAUAGAGGUUUAUGGUAGACACUUUAACAGAUCCAUUAGCAACGAUGAUUAUAUAAGCACCUUGUCGAGCUGUAAAUUCUACUUAUCGUUCGAGAACUCCAUCCAUAAAGACUACUUCACAGAAAAGCUGUUUAACCCUCUGAAAGUCGGCACGGUUCCUGUGGUUCUCGGUCCACCCAGGGAGAACUACGAGGAUUUCAUUCCAGCAGAUUCAUUCAUUCAUGUGGACGAUUUCAAAUCCCCUCAGGAACUGGCAAAACAUCUCACAUUUCUGGACCAGAACCAGGAAGUUUAUGAACAGUUCUUCACCUGGAGACAACACUUUACUGCUGCUCGUACGAUAUUUGGUGUAGAACACGCCUGUCGCAUAUGUGAUUAUGUAAAACAAUAUAAGGGAUACAGAGUGUUUAAAAAUCUCAAUACAUGGUAUUGGGGCUAGGCAGCUUGGGAAAUGAACAAUGUUCAAACAACGUUUAGUCAAACGUCACACACUAUUUCAUGUUACAGAAGACAGAACAGAAUGGGAAGAUAGGAUGCACCAUCUACCCAUGUUAUUAAUCCACUGGUAAAAAUAAAUAAAUAAAAUUUAUUACAAAUACUUACCUUAUCAUCAAAUCACUUAGAAAUUAGAUUACUAAACCUCCCCAGAUAAAGUUAAUCUAUCUUAACUAGUACUUUAUGUCUUUGUCAAUUACUGAACCAAAGGUUUUGACUACAUGACACUUUCACUGGGUAAAAGGAAGACAAUAUGAUACCAUUUUAGUGCAAUUGUAUUCUUUUUCUUCAUUUAUAAAUAAAUUGGGAGUUUGGUGUGCUAAUAAUAUACAUGAAAAUAAACAUUUAAUCAAAUGUUAUUCUGUAAUAAAACUCUUUUCUAUGUUUGCAUGCACAUAUCACCUGGUCAAAAGUCAUUAUCUGUAUUUUAUUUUCCUAAAGCAGGAAGAAUCCAAACUCAUUCAGUAACCAGUAAACAAGGUCCAAACGUGUCAACACACUCUUUACUGACUUGCUUUCUCUGCCUUCUGUUGUUCCAAUCUGCUUGUCCAUCUAAAUUGCUGUUUCUUUUACUUUACCAGCUCAUUGGAAGUUUGCUGGAUGUG